ACUAUCUCACAUCUUUUCUUACUUGCUCCGUCGACGAUUCCACCUCCCCAGUUGGAUAGACAGUGAGUUGUAGGAAGUGAAUAUGCAGAUUUUCGUGAAAACCCUCACGGGCAAGACGAUCACCUUGGAGGUGGAGACAUCGGACACCAUCGACAAUGUUAAGAGUAAAAUUCAAGACAAGGAGGGAAUCCCUCCUGAUCAACAGAGGUUGAUUUUUGCCGGGAAGCAGUUGGAGGAUGGCCGUACUCUCAGUGACUACAACAUCCAGAAGGAGUCAACUCUUCAUCUUGUCCUCCGUCUUCGUGGAGGUGCUAAGAAGCGCAAGAAGAAGACAUACACUACGCCUAAGAAAAUCAAACACAAGCGCAAGAAGGUGAAGUUGGCUAUUCUUAAAUACUACAAGAUUGACAGCGAAGGCAAAAUCAAGCGCCUUCGUAGAGAGUGCCCAAAUGCUGAAUGUGGAGCAGGCAUUUUCAUGGCUUUCCACCAAGACAGGCAGUCUUGUGGAAAGUGUGGUCUUACGUACAUGUUUGCUCCUGGCACCAAACCUCCUGUUGUCUAAGCUCGCCGCGCUGGCGUCGGGAAUGGACGUCAUUUCCCCCCUUUCGUACAUGUGGGAAUUAACGUUUCUAUAACCGCCAUGUUAUCAUGUUUCGCUAUCCGUGCCAGUAUAUGUGUUGUGAUGAGAUGCCUAGAUGACAGGAAUUAUCAGCAAGUGAGCAAUGGAGGGUGUGUGAACGUGAACACCAGCUACCGAUAUAAUUAUCACUUGCAUCACUUCGGUCCAGUGUCCCAGGGACAAGGUGGAUUUCCCCAUACAUCUCGUGAAUUGUUAAAAAUAAUAACCCG
This is a messenger RNA of Cantharellus anzutake, 849 nucleotides long. RefSeq names its product ubiquitin-40S ribosomal protein S31 fusion protein. Lineage: Eukaryota; Fungi; Basidiomycota; Agaricomycetes; Cantharellales; Hydnaceae. Gene Ontology annotation, biological process: modification-dependent protein catabolic process; translation; protein ubiquitination. Gene Ontology annotation, cellular component: ribosome; cytoplasm; nucleus. The coding region runs from base 83 to 562 and encodes 159 amino acids. Gene Ontology annotation, molecular function: ubiquitin protein ligase binding; structural constituent of ribosome; protein tag activity. The transcript has 7 exons. The record is from RefSeq and is a predicted model, not a curated record.